This is a messenger RNA of Vanderwaltozyma polyspora DSM 70294, 2709 nucleotides long. RefSeq names its product leucine-responsive transcriptional regulator LEU3 (gene LEU3). Gene Ontology annotation, biological process: regulation of DNA-templated transcription. The transcript has a single exon. The coding region runs from base 1 to 2709 and encodes 902 amino acids. Gene Ontology annotation, molecular function: transcription cis-regulatory region binding; DNA-binding transcription factor activity, RNA polymerase II-specific; zinc ion binding. Gene Ontology annotation, cellular component: nucleus. The record is from RefSeq and is a predicted model, not a curated record. Lineage: Eukaryota; Fungi; Ascomycota; Saccharomycetes; Saccharomycetales; Saccharomycetaceae.
AUGAAUUCAGAUAAUGGUAUAUAUGCAAUGGAUGUCGGUCAAUAUAUUGCAGGGAUCGAUUCAGAGUACAGUAAUAAUGGUACCCCAGUGAACAAUAGUAAUAGAGAGGGCAAUAACAUUGAAAAUGGGGAUACUAGUAUUGUAGGAACAGUUAGAAGGAAAAAAUUUGCUUGUGUGGAGUGUAGACAACAAAAAUCAAAAUGUGAUGCUGUGGAAAGGGCACCUGAUCCAUGCACCAAAUGUUCAAAGAAAGGUUUGCAAUGUAUUUUGAAAAAAGAUUAUAGAAGAACUUAUAAAAGAGCUCGAAAUCAAGCUAUCGAACAAAGAUUCAAAGAAUUAACAAAAACUUUGAGUAAUCUAAGUGCUGAUGAAAUUAUGAAAAAAAUUGAAGAAGAACAGAUGAAUUUAUUAGAUUCAAGAAAUUUUACAAAGGAUAAAGUUGAAAAAUUGAGGUUAGCAAAUUUAGAUGCUCCAAUUCAAGAAGGUCUUGAUAAAUCUGCUUACUUCAAUACAGCUAAUACUAAUCCAAAAGAACAAGAACAACAUGAUCAAGAAAGAAAAAAUAUCAUUAUAGAAUCAUAUAAAAUGACAAAAGAUCAAUUACAAUGUCAGCCAAAAUCUUUAGGUGAUAUUUAUAUGAGUAGUGAAGAAAUUUCAGAAUUAUUCGAAGAAUUUGCUACUAAAUACCAUCCUUUCCUUCCCGUAGUUGACCUUUCUAAAGGUGCUGAAAGAAUAUAUAAUUUGUCACCAUGUUUGUUUUGGGUAAUACUAUUAAUUGGUCUACGACGUAAAUUCAAAUCUGCUGAAUUAAUGAAAAAAUUAUCUGAAUCAGUAAAAUCAAUUCUAGCUGAAAUUACAAUUUCUCCAAUUAUAAGAUAUACACCAACCGACAAUGAAGAACCUAUAUUAAACGUUGCAUCGGUUUACUCUGUACAAGCGUUCUUAUUGUAUACUUUUUGGCCCCCACUGACAUCUUCAUUAAGUGCAGAUACAUCUUGGAAUACAAUCGGUACUGCAAUGUUCCAAGCUGUUAGAGUAGGUCUUAACGUUGCGGAAUUCUCAAAGGAAUAUGACACUAUAAAUUCUGAACUGAGAAAUGAAAAAGUACGAACAUGGAUUUCUUGUAAUAUUGUAUCCCAAAUAAUAGCAUCAUCAUUUGGGUUUCCAGCAUAUGUUUCAUUCGAUCAUACUGUAAUCAAUGCAACUCGGACUUCUUUAUCUUCAAAUACUUCAAACCAGUACAUACCAACUGCAAUCAAACAAAUGGCUGAAAUUGCACAUUUUGAAAAUGAAAUCAUUACUACUAUUAAUUCAAAUCCAUCUGAGACAUUUGGUUUAGUAGGUGCAGAUGAAAAGCAGUCUCUUCUAAAUGUGCUAGGUCAACAUUUGAAUCAAGUUGAAUUAAAACUAAAAGAAAGCAAUAUAGAUGAUAUAAGGAAAUUUCUAUUACUUGUGACAAAAGUUCAUUUAUUGACAUAUUAUUUCACUGACGCAACGAUGAGUGAUAGUGAUUUGGACAAUGAUAAAAAUGCAUUGAGUAGUUCACCAUUAAACUUUGAGUCCAAACGGGGUUUGGUUAAAACAUAUAAUGCUGCUAUUUCUUUGCUAUCUCAUGCAAAUAGAAUGUGGCAAUAUGAUGCCAUAAUUAUAAAAUACUUUCCUGGUGUAUUUGUAUUGAAUAUUUGGCAAGCAGCAUGUGUGGUUAGUAAACUCUCCCACUCUUCUUUGUCAUCUGUUCUGGAUGUUUCGAAAGGCAGAGAAGUUUAUCAAAAAGCUGUAAUGUUGACAUUUAAUGCCUCUGUCUUGAAACAUGAUAUGGCAUAUAGAUCUUCAGGUAUUAUGAGAAGUAUUUGGAGUUUAUUUUCAAAUAUGUCAGAAAGAUGGAAACAGGAGAAUUUACGCGACAAUGAACUUAUUCAAAAAGACUUUAAUUUAGGGCUGAUUAUUAAAUCAAGAAUGUCAGUAAGUGUAUUCUUUGACUGUCUCUAUAUUCUAAAGCAAAAAUGUGGGAUGGCGAAAUUGGAAAGAGAAAAGGAACAAAAAUCAGAAUAUUAUGAUGAGGAAGAUGAAGCCCUCUAUUCUAAAGCAAAGAAAGGCACUGAUAAUACUGAGAUUUUGAAAAAUGGAAAUGAUAAAAAGCUGCUAGGAUUAAAAGAUCCUGAAGAAAAAGCAAGAAAAAUUAUUAGAACCGUUCCAUUGGAUCCUCACCCUAUUAAUGCCAGUACUAUAAGCAGUGAAGGUGCAAUCGGGACACCAAAUAGUGAUACUGAAGGUUUGUCCUUGAAGCGAAUCCUAAAUGUCAGAUCGCCAUAUACAGGAAGAGUUAAUAACCUACCGGUAAGAGCAUCGACAACUUCACCUCAACUUAAUAGUUUUAAUAACAAAAAUAAUAAUAAUGGUGAAGUAUCCAAUAUUGAACAAAAAGGAUCGAUAACGUCAGCACCAGCAACAGUGACAUCAAUAGCUCAGGUCCCAAUGGAUAUAUUAGACCGUCAAAGAAUAAAUAUAAUUGGUGAUGUCCCUCCUUUACAGGCAACUGGAGAAACACCCUCUAAUGACAUAAAUACUUUAAUAAACCAGAAUUCUUCACAAAUUUUAAAGGACUCGCCAAAUUCCAUCAUGGGAUCUUGGGAUAACUGGGAAUCAGAUCUUGUUUGGAAAGAUGUCGACAUGUUGAUGAAUGAAUUCGCUUUCUAUCCUUCGUUAUGA